Molecule: messenger RNA, 3816 nt
Organism: Piliocolobus tephrosceles (Ugandan red Colobus)
Lineage: Eukaryota; Metazoa; Chordata; Mammalia; Primates; Cercopithecidae
Gene: LMNTD2
Product: lamin tail domain containing 2
Exons: 12
Coding region: 1691-3694 (667 amino acids)
Cellular component (GO): lamin filament
Molecular function (GO): structural constituent of chromatin
Source: RefSeq, a predicted model, not a curated record
GGAAAUGCGGCGGCUGCGACCUGCGGGCGGCGAGUCAAGACAGGUGUCUGACCCCGCUCCUGGGCCGACUUCCUCAGCCGCCUUCUAGUGUGUGGCGGGUUCCCGCCCAGGGAAGGUCUCUGGCCUGGGAUCCCGCAACCCCCGCCUGCGUUCAGGGGCAGAGGGACCAGCCCCUCCCCUCGCUUCCCGGGCCAGCCUUUGGAGCCUACCGCAGCGGCAGUAGCCUGGACGCGCAGGGGUCGCGGGGUCGCAGGAUCACCAGUCGCGGCAAGGGAGGUAGAACUCUGCGGAGCUGGCGGGCGCCGAGCCCUGGUGCGGGAGGUGCCCGCUCAGGAGAAGGCCUGGACUCUGGCUGAGGCUCUUCUCCUACACCUUCCUGCCCCUUUUGGACCCAGUGCCAGGCCUUACGAACAGUGAAGCUGGCUGGAAGCCGCUCCUCCACCCCCUACCCUACUGUCCCGCCCAGGGCCCCGCAGCCUCGCGGUCAGCUGUGUGGGCCAUUGAUUGCCAGUUCUGCCCAGCUCAGAACGAGUUGUGGGCGUGGAGGGGUCUCCUGCCUGGCUGUCUCCUGUGCUCGGCUAGGGAGCCCUUACAUAGCCGAAAGGCUGGAAUGCUUGGGUCUUGUGGGUCAGGUCUGGGACCUCGUUUUUGUCCUGGAGCAGAGGGAAUACGUGUCAUGGUAAUGAGAAUGCCCACAGGGCCCCCUGAGGGUAGCCCAGAGUGUGUGGAGAUGGCUGGGAAAGGUGAGGCUUCACUUUGGGGGGUCAGGUAGGUGAGGGCCUGUCACUGAGGUCAGAGGAGCUGUGGGCUGGGCCUGGUGGUGGAGGCAGGUGCCUGUAGUCUCAGCAAUUCAAGAGGUGGAAGUGGGAGGAUCACUUAAGCCCAGGAAUUCGAGGUUACCGUGAGCUAUGAUCACACCAAGGCACUUCAGCCUGGACACCAGAGCAAAACCCUGUCUCUAAAAAAUUAUUAAUUUAAAAAGAGGCUGUGGGCAGGGGCAUACUAUUCCCAGUUAGCGUUCAGCACAGUCCCCAGCUUGUCACUGUUACCCGUCUGCUUCCCCCACACACCCAUGGCUAUGCUGGGCUGGCCCACAGGCAGCAGUGCCCUCAUAUUUAUCCUGCAGGUGCUGUCAGGCUAGGUAGGGGAUGCUGGGGCCUCCCUCAGGGUGCUGGCCACUAAGUGGUUCCCCUGCUAAGCUGAGCAGUGGCUCAGCUUCUCACACCUCCAAGCUGGGCUGGCGCAGCCCAGAACUCACCCAGGGGCCUGGUCUGGGGUCUCCCUGGAGGCUCCUAGUAACAAACAGCCCCUCCCCUUCUGGGUGCUAGUAUCCAUGGCAACGGUAUAGAGCCCUUCCCUCCCAGGCCUGCUUGGAGGUCCGGCCUCAGGUGAGUGCUGGGGGUAGGGCCCUGAACUGGGGGUACAAGAGAGAGAAAGAGGGACACCACAUCACAGGCAAAGGGCCAGCACCUGGGUGGCAGGGGGACAUGCCAGGGAUAUGUCAGGUGGUGACCUGCUGCCCCAUCCUGGUCAGAAACACACAGGUGUGGACAUCCACAUGUGGGUCUCUUCAGAGAGCGACGCUCUGUGAGCAGUGGUGCCGCCUGGGCUGCUCCAACCUGUGUGGCCACACGAGGCACACAUAGCCAACUUGGGACCCCCACCCCUCCGCUCCUGAAGAACAUUGGGAAUGGCCCCCAAGCCUGGCCAGGGGGUUGAAGAAGCCGAGGAAGACGCUCUCCUGUGCCCCACAGAGCGAGAGUCUGUCAGUGGUCACCUGGGACCUCCAGCAGGCGCACCUGCAGCCCCCGAGACCCCCACAUGCCUGCCAGACACCACGCCCCACCCCACACGGGCGGCCUGCUCUGCUGACCUGCAGUUGGCUCUUGAGUCCCUGGACCCUCGCACACUGCGGCUGCUGUGGAGGCAGCGAGAACUGGAGAUCCAGGCCUUGCGGUGGGCCGUCCAGAAUGGCAAGGACACCCGGCUCUGCCACAUCCUGGAGGAGGUGGCAGGGAUUCCACCCAACAGGAGCUCCCACAGCCAGGAGAAGUUCCUGCAGAACCAGGUCCAGAAGCUGACCCUGCAGUUGAAGGAACAGAAGGAGCGAGCCCAGUGGGUGAGGCGGGGGCACAGGGAGUGGGCAGGGUCGUGGUGUUGGGGAGCCAGGCUGGGGCUGGCCUGGGGGCCUUCUGCAGAAAACCCCCACCACCACCACCCACGGGCCCUCCCGGAGCAGGAGAAGGAGCACCUGGAGGAGCGGCUAUUGCAGACCACCCGCACGCUCCAGGAGGUGGAGGCCGAGCUGCAGAACUUGCAGAAGUCCUGCCUCCUGCAGCUGGCCCGCUCCUCGUGGGUGGGCCGCAUCCUAAGAUCCCAGACUGGUAGUGUGGAGGUGGUGACAGCAGAGACUCUGAUGGACCCAAGUGACCUCUCUGAAAACAUUCAGGCCCCCACUGGGGAGGGCUUUCGGCUGGAGGACGUGGACUGGAACAGCAUUGCCCACCGGCAGCCCCGGCCCUGGCCACAGCUGGACACGGGGAGCUCAGAGUCCUCUGGAAAGCACUCUGAGCGGCAUCACAAGACGGUGGAGUGGGGCUGCCUGCCCUGUCUGAACACCAGCAGCUCAGGGGGCGCUGACUCCGACUCCAGCAGCUGCCGGCCAGGCCUGCCUUCCCUCGUGCAGGUGGUAGGGCACCCACCCCGGGACCACCGUGCUUCCUCCAAGCAGGCGCUGGUACAGGCCAGGAGCUCCAGCAGGGACUUGGAAGAUCUCCAGAAAACCCACUCACGCAGGCACGGAGAGCCAGUCCUGGCGCCCCAGCCCUGCACAGACCCUGACGGUCGGAGCCCGGAACACCUGCAGAGCCCGACAGGCCUGAAGAUCGUGGCCGUGAGCUGCCGGGAGAAGUUCGUCCGCAUCUUCAACCCGUCGCUGGAGAGCACGGCCGACCUGAGCUGCAUGGUGCUGAAGCAGCUGGUGCGCGGCUUGCCGGAGCGCCUGUACCGCUUCCCGCCGGGCACGCUACUGGCCCCGCGGCACCACAUCACGGUCUGGGGCGAGGGGACCCGCAGCGCCAAGAAGCCGCCGCGCGCGUCCUCGGGCCGGGAGCCCGUCCCCCUCCUCUCCAGCCGCGGCUGCGCCACGCUGCUCCUGAGCCCCAAGGGCGAGGUCCUCAGUGAGCACCGGAUCCCACGCCGCGAGACUCCGGCCCGGAGGGUCUUCGAUGACGGCACCGACUUGUCCACUGACCGCUUCCCGCUCCCUGAAGUCGGGCCCGGCGCUGACACCUGCCAGCCGCCGCGCCCACCUCGACCCCUGCGCAAAGGCCGGGUGCGGGAGCCCCGGGUCAGUCGCCGGAGACCAGGGACGCGGGGCCUGCUGCCCCCAAUGAGCUCGGGGAAACUCUUCCACGCGCGGGAGGGGCCCGCGCGGCCCGAGAUCCCCGAGAUCCCCGCGCUGCAGCACCUGCCCACCAUCCCAGGUGACCCCACCCUGCCGUCGCCUCCCGCAGAGGCCGGGCUGGGACUGGGUCGGCUCCAGAAGGAGCACCGAGUUCGGGUGUGCCGGAGGAGCGUGGACCGGAGCUGCCCCCUGGUGGCCCUGUCGGUGCAGAGCACGGCGGAGAGCAGAUUCGGCUUCCGCUUCCUCAGCUGCCUGCCGGUCACUGCGGACACCUGCCGCGGCGCCUAGGCGCGGAGGAGCGGGUAGGGACCGCGAGGGAGGGUGUGGGCGGGCGCGGGGGCUGGACGGGCUGUGUCCACUGCAUCAUUUAUUGAACCAACGUGGCCUACAAAGUAAACCGCAUUUCUGUA